CUAAUUGUUGUGAUAAACUUAUUAAAUAGAUCAACAUGUCGCCUGCUGCUGAAAACGAACCAGGAGUGGGAUUCAGCAACCUGCCUAAUCAGUAUCAUAGAAAAUCAGUAAAGAAAGGAUUUGAGUUUACUUUGAUGGUUGUAGGUGAAUCCGGUCUGGGUAAAAGCACUCUAAUCAGUAGUUUAUUCCGUAAAACAGAGCUCAUCAAACAGAGAUCUACAAAUGGAAAAACAGAUAAAAUCCCAGAAACAGUGCAAAUCGAAACCAAGUCCGUGCUCAUUGAAGAAAAGGCCGUGAAAUUAAGACUUACUGUUGUUGAUACUCCCGGAUUCGGAGACAUGCUGAAUAAUACUGACUGCUAUAAAACGAUCAGCAAGUACAUCGACGAGAGAUUCGAACAGUACUUGAAAGACGAGAGUGGCUUGAAUCGAAGAAACAUUACAGAUACAAGGGUUCACUGUUGCUUCUACUUCAUCAACCCCUCGGCUCAUGGUCUUCGACCGAUCGACGUAGAAUUCAUGAAGAACCUGUGUGACAAAGUGAACAUUGUUCCCGUGAUAGCGAAGAGCGACACACUGACUACAGCUGAAGUGGCUGCUAUGAAGAAGCAGCUUUUGCACGAGAUAGAAGAACAUGGAAUCCGUGUGUAUAGAAUACCAGAUGCGGAAUCGGACGAGGACGAGGAGUACAUUGCUCAGAACAAAGAACUGCAGAUGAGUACGCCAUUUGCUGUGGUUGGUUCCAAUAUGGAAGUAGAGGCUAGCGGGGGUAAGAUGGUGAGAGGAAGAAAGUACCCUUGGGGUGUGGUGGACUUGGACAACCCUGCUCAUUGUGACUUCAGAAAACUACAGGCCAUGAUUAUUACUCACAUGCAAGAUAUGCAAGAAGUCACCCACGAAGUGCACUACGAGAGCUUCCGUGCCAGAAAACUUUCUCAUCCUACCAGUGAAUUGUCAUCUAGUCCAGCCGUUAAAUACGCUGUUGCGCAUUCUCCGGGCUUCCGUGAAGCUGCGUGCGAUGCUGCUCUAAAUCAUGACCUUGCCAGACGCGAUAGUAAGAGCGUGUCCAGGUCAAAUACGCUUGCUAAGAGCGACGAAACAUUCUCCCAAGACGAAAAGAAACUAGCAGAGAAGGACAAGAUGCUUGUGGAGAAGGAAAAUGAGCUUAAAAGAAUGCAAGAGAAGUUGGCCAAGAUGCAGCAAGAAGUGGAAGAUGCGAAGAGAAGCACCAGCAGUCUAGCCUCGGUGGGAUCUGUAGGGGGUACUGGCGGAUCCAGUGCAACUGCAGCCCCUGCUCCCCCGAACACAGCACCCCCUCCUAUCCCCAACACAAAGCCAAUGGGAAGUGGGUAUCCCUCCAGUAUGAACUACGCGUCCAGUUAUAACAGGAGUGCGCUGGGUGGAGGUAUGGCGAGUUCGCUUGGAGCCAAGACUUCUUCCAACAAAUAAAAAAUAUGCAAGUUUCGUUCUGGUAUAGUCAUUUGAAUUAGCUGUGAUUGAAUGCCUUGCUGCUAUUCAAUAUUAUUGAAGUGUUCAUAGUUAGUAAAUUUGAAUGCUUUCUGCUCAAUCAAUUGCUGUAAUUUACUCCCGGUCACGUUAAGUGAUUGGGUUAAGCCGAGGUCAAUUUGGCCGAUGAAUCAUAUUUGUCAUCAAUCUAUCAUCAUAUUAAUUCGACCAUCAAUUGUGUUUGUUCAAUGCAUGCUGCUGACGACCUUAUUGCAACUCACUUUGCGUCCCUGAAAUCCAAGUCGUUAAGUAGGUAAAAACGGUGCAGUAAUUUUCCUCAGCUAGAGUUUUCUAGUGUGCAAUAUUAAUUUGAUAAUUAUAGUUCUAUAUAGCUCAUGUUUAUCAUGCUGCACCUGUUGAAACAUUUUUUUUCUGGAAAAUGGGGUUUCAUUCUAACCCAACUUGAACUGAUCUUUGUAAUUUCAAUAAUUAAAUGCUUUUUUUAUGAUUUCAAUUAUUUAUUGCUGCAAUUUUGCGAGCUUUAUUUGCAUGUUUUGUACUAUCCGGCAAACAAUCUAUUUUAAUUAAAUAAACCUUUUGAGCCGAUUUUUGC
Molecule: messenger RNA, 2058 nt
Organism: Symsagittifera roscoffensis
Lineage: Eukaryota; Metazoa; Xenacoelomorpha; Acoela; Convolutidae
Product: septin-2-like
Exons: 11
Coding region: 36-1448 (470 amino acids)
Biological process (GO): intracellular protein localization; cytoskeleton-dependent cytokinesis; regulation of exocytosis
Cellular component (GO): septin ring; synaptic vesicle; microtubule cytoskeleton
Molecular function (GO): GTPase activity; molecular adaptor activity; GTP binding
Source: RefSeq, a predicted model, not a curated record